Centruroides sculpturatus (bark scorpion) is the source of this 4469-nucleotide messenger RNA. Its product is annotated as nidogen-1-like. NCBI's taxonomy places the organism in Eukaryota, Metazoa, Arthropoda, Arachnida, Scorpiones, Buthidae. Bases 1 to 4299 code for a protein of 1432 amino acids. The record is from RefSeq and is a predicted model, not a curated record. Gene Ontology annotation, biological process: cell-matrix adhesion. The transcript is spliced from 27 exons.
AUGAUGAACCAAGUCAAUGAUAAUGGACUGCUCUCAUUUCUAACAGAAGUACCAGCAUUUUUUAAUGCACAGUUUCCAUUGACAUAUCCAAUAAUUGCACCAUUAUAUUCUGAUGUAGAUACAAGGGGUACAGGAAGAAUUUAUUACAGAGAAACUAGAGCUGCUGAUCUUUUGGAACGAGCUUCGAGAGAUAUUCACCGUCAUUUCUCUCAAUCUUCAAAUUUUCAACCCAUAAGUAUAUUUAUUGCAACCUGGGAUGGAGUUGGACAUUAUGAAAAAGGUGUUGGCUUGGUGAAUACAUUUCAAGUGGUAAUUGUUAGUGAUGGAGAAGAUAGUUAUGCAUACUUCCUUUAUCCUGAAGGAGGAAUCCAGUGGAUUCAGGGAGAUGGAAAAAAUGCCAAUUUACCUGAUGCUAGAGCUCAAGCUGGUUUUAUGUCUGGUGAUGGCAGGCUUUAUACAUUACGUGGGUCAGGCACUGAUCAAGCACGAAAUUUUGAUAGGAUGUCAAAUAUCCGACAACCAGGUGUUUGGUUAUUUCAUAUUGGUAAAACAGAAAGUAAUGGUAAUGUUUUACCAGCUGAUUUAGAUUUGGAUCCAAAUAUUAUUGAACUAUCAUCUUGUGCAAACACUUUAUUACCUUGUCCACCCACAUCCAAAUGUGUUGAUUAUGAAGAAGGAUUUUGUUGCAAAUGUUUAAAUACUCAUUUUGGUAAUGGAAGAAAUUGUUUAUUGAAAGGUGAGCCACAAAGAUUGAAUGGUAAAGUGAAUGGUAUUUUAAAUGAUUUUCAACUUGAAGACGUUGAUCUUCACGCAUACGUAGUAACAGCUGACGGCCGAACCUACACAGCAGUGAGUCGAGCACCUCCAUCAAUUGGCUAUGAUAUGCAAUCAUUAACCAUCUUAGGUGGAGUAAUUGGAUGGCUAUUUGCUUUACCAGGAAAAGAUGCAAGAAAUGGGUUUAUGACAACAGGAGGUGCAUUCAACAGAACAGCUGAAAUUAAGUUUCCACAAAGUGGUCAUCAUGUUACUGUAAAAGAACAGUUUUUAGGACCAGAUGUUUUUAAUUAUAUGAAAUUAAAUAUUGAAAUAAGAGGCUCUCUUCCAACAAUACCAUAUGGUUCAAAGAUUGAUAUUGAUGAUUUUGAGGAGGAAUAUACAAAAGUUUCCAAUGGUGUAAUUCGAUCACAUUCAUCACGAUCAUACAGAUUGGAGGGAAAUAAUUUGGAAGUACCAUUUACUGUUGAUCAAACAAUAUCCUAUACAAUUUGUGAAUUUGAACCUCAAGAUCCUAAACUAGAUAUAAUGAGACUGAAAGUAACUCGAAAUUUUAUUGUUUACGAUGACAAAGAACAAAUUGUUCGUUAUGCAAUGUCUAACAAGAUCUCACCAUUAACAUGCACCUGCAUUCUUGAUCUCCAACUUCCUAAUCUUGUCAAAUAUGCAGACCUCCAUAGGAACCAAGAGAAGAAACCUGAAAUACAUUUAAAUGAAUUGAUUGAACAGUUCAUUCAUUGGUUGAUUGAAUAUAAGUACCUGUCAGGAAUGGACACUUGUGCAGAUAUACAGUGUGAUCCUAAUGCAAGCUGUAUUCAGCUUCAAAAUCAAUCUGCUGUUUGCAUCUGCAAUGAAGGAUAUAAUGGAAAUGGAUACAUAUGUUACCAAGAUGAAGAAAAUCAAAAUACUAGAGAUUGUCGCUUUAACAAUGACUGUCAUCCUUUUGCUGAGUGUAUAUUAAAUGAUGCAACUCAGCAGUAUCAGUGUCAGUGUCGUGAAGGAUAUCGUGGAAAUGGAAUUAUUUGUGUAGAUGAUACACAGUCAUGUAAUUUUGCUCAUAACUGUCAUAGUGAUGCUGACUGCACAUAUGAUUCUUUUUCUGGAAAUUAUGCAUGCUCAUGUAAACAAGGUUUUACUGGUAAUGGAUAUUAUUGCGUUGCAAAAGACUGUAAUACACUAAAUACAUGUCAUCCACAUGCUCAAUGUAUUUAUGACCAUUCUACUGGAGAAUAUCAAUGCCAAUGCAAUGCAGGAUAUAUAGGAGAUGGCUAUCAAUGUACACAAAGUGAUGAAGUCAGUUGUGACGUUGUUAACGUUUGUUCAGUACAUGCUGUAUGUGUAUAUGAUUCAUAUCUUCAGAAAUAUGUAUGUCAAUGUAAAAAUGGAUAUGAUGGUGAUGGUCUUACUUGCAGAGCUAUAGAUGAAUGUAAUACAGUAGAAAAUUGUGACAAAAAUGCUCAAUGUAUCUAUGACACUCAAUCAGAACAUUACAGAUGUGUAUGUAAUAAUGGAUAUGUUGGAAAUGGAAAAACCUGUUCACCAGCAACUGGAAUGGACACUUGUGCAGAUAUACAGUGUGAUCCUAAUGCAAGCUGUAUUCAGCUUCAAAAUCAAUCUGCUGUUUGCAUCUGCAAUGAAGGAUAUAAUGGAAAUGGAUACAUAUGUUACCAAGAUGAAGAAAAUCAAAAUACUAGAGAUUGUCGCUUUAACAAUGACUGUCAUCCUUUUGCUGAGUGUAUAUUAAAUGAUGCAACUCAGCAGUAUCAGUGUCAGUGUCGUGAAGGAUAUCGUGGAAAUGGAAUUAUUUGUGUAGAUGAUACACAGUCAUGUAAUUUUGCUCAUAACUGUCAUAGUGAUGCUGACUGCACAUAUGAUUCUUUUUCUGGAAAUUAUGCAUGCUCAUGUAAACAAGGUUUUACUGGUAAUGGAUAUUAUUGCGUUGCAAAUGAAGUCAGUUGUGACGUUGUUAACGUUUGUUCAGUACAUGCUGUAUGUGUAUAUGAUUCAUAUCUUCAGAAAUAUGUAUGUCAAUGUAAAAAUGGAUAUGAUGGUGAUGGUCUUACUUGCAGAGCUAUAGAUGAAUGUAAUACAGUAGAAAAUUGUGACAAAAAUGCUCAAUGUAUCUAUGACACUCAAUCAGAACAUUACAGAUGUGUAUGUAAUAAUGGAUAUGUUGGAAAUGGAAAAACCUGUUCACCAGCAACUGAUGCUACAUGCAACAUUGUAAAUAAUUGUGACAUCAAUGCUCGUUGCAUUUAUGAUCAUGUCGAUUUAAAAUAUCGAUGUCAUUGCAAUUCUGGUUAUCAAGGAGAUGGUUUAACUUGUCAACCUGCAGUUGUAUCAUGUAAUAUUGUUUACACUUGUAGCGUUUAUGCAGAAUGUGUGUAUGAUCCCAAUGUCCAGAGUUAUCGUUGUCAGUGCUUGCAAGGUUAUGAAGGAGAUGGUGUUACAUGUACACCAAUUGCAACCUGCCACGAAAAUCCAUAUUUAUGUAAUUACAAUGCCGAAUGCAUUUAUACAACUUCCGGAUAUGUAUGCCAAUGUAAAAGUGGUUAUACAGGAGAUGGGACCACUUGUAAUGUGGCACCAAGACAUGAGGGUAAUUUUCUAGUGUUUGCUCAAGGAAUGUCAUUAUUGCAAAUGCCAUACAAUCCAACUAAACAAGACCAAGGAAAACUAUUACUAAUGGAAGCAUAUCAAACUGCUGUUGGAAUGGAUGUUGAUUGUCAAGAAGGAUAUAUAUAUUGGACUGAUAUUUCUCAUAAAGCCAUUCGCAGAGUGAAAUAUGACGGUUCAGAAAGUGAAAUUAUUUUUACCCACGAAGUAAAAUCACCUGAAGGCAUUGCUGUAGACUGGAUUAGUAGAAAUGCUUACUGGACAGAUUCAGUCAAGGAUACUAUAGAAGUGAUGAAAUUGGAUGGAAUGGAACAUAAAAUAUUAAUACGUGAAAACCUAGUGAAUCCGAGAGGUAUUACUCUUCAUCCAGGCAGAGGGAAAUUAUUCUGGACAGACUGGAACAGAAAUGAACCAAAAAUUGAAACUUCUAAUAUGGAUGGUUCAGAACGUAAAGUUUUUAUUUCAGAAGAUUUAGGUCUUCCUAACAUGCUUACUAUUGAUCUGGAAAGAGAUGAUUUAUGUUGGACAGAUGCAGGUUUGCGUCGUAUUGAAUGUAUUAAUGUAGAUGGAUAUAGACGACGUAUAAUAUACACUCCAGCAGCAUAUCCUUUUGACUUAACAAUUGCAAACAACAAUAUUUACUGGACUGAUUGGGAAAUAAAUUUUAUACAAAAAGUUGAUAAAAAUGGUGGAACUGCUGAACCAUUAGAAAUACCUCUUGGAGGAAAUGGAAAAUUAUAUGGAAUUGUUUCUGUUCCAUAUCAAUGUCCACAGAUAAAUAAUGUAUGUGGAUCAUUCAAUGGAGGAUGUAAUCAUCUUUGCCUCCCAGAUGGUAAAGGAGGAAGAACAUGUGUCUGUCCAGAUUAUCAAGAAGGUUCAGAAAUUGAUGAAGCUUGCAAUGAUGUGUAAAAAUAAAUAUUAAAAACUUCAUCCAUAUGUAAACGUGUGUUCAUACCAUCACUACUGCAAAUUCAGAUUUCUGAAACAAUUCUACUGUCAUGUACUUUAAAAGUGCAGUGUAUAUAAAAGCUAAGAAAAUUUACUCAAAUAAAAUAUUCACAUUCCAAUUUUAAAAAAUU